AUGGCUUUCCCAAAGGCCAAAAAUCCACUGGCCUUUACGCCAGGGCCGGUGACGAUCAUUCUAACCGUGGUGUAUUUGGCUCUGCUUAUCCCCGUGAUCGUCAUUCACGAAAAUGUUCCGGCCGCACCCCGAACGAGCCCUAAGGGCCUGGACCUGACCGAAGCAUGGUCUGAUCUGCAGACUCUUACCGGCGGCUUCCAUCCGUACAAUUCUCACCGCAACGACAUAGUCAGAUCUUGGCUGCUUGAACGCAUUGACGGGAUCCACUCGUCAUCUGUCGCGGCAGCCGCAGCCGCGAACAAGACCACACCAGAAGUCUUCGUGUUCGACGAUCUGACCUCCAAUCUGACCAGUAUCGACGGCCAAACUGGUGUCUACUUUGAAGGGACAAAUAUUCUCGUCUAUAUCCGUGGCUGGGAAGAUAAGCAGGAGAACUGGUGGGAGGUCCCCGGUAAAGCCCCCACAGGAAAGGGUGGUGUGCUCGUCAAUGCGCACUAUGACAGUGUUUCGACUGGAUACGGCGCCACAGAUGACGGUGUUGGCGUUGUCACUUGUCUCCAGCUUGUGCGGUACUUCCUAACUCCUGAACAUGCACCGCGCCGCGGACUGGUGGUGAUGUUUAACAACGGUGAGGAGGACUAUUUGAACGGAGCACGCGCGUACAGCCAGCACCCGAUGGCCAAGUUUGCGCAUACAUUCGUCAACCUUGAGGGGGCGGGUGCUGGUGGCCGUGCUACGUUGUUUCGAAGUUCGGACCUGGAGGUCACGCAGGCAUAUGCGAAGUCGAAGUCUCCCUUCGGAUCGGUGCUGAGUGCUAACGGGUUUGAGUCGGGAGUUGUUCGCAGUCAGACAGACUAUGUGGUCCUUCAGGGUAUGCUGGGUCUCCGGGGACUUGAUAUCGCCUUUUAUGAACCCCGAGCCCGGUACCACACUGACCAGGAUGAUGCGCGCCAUACCAAUAUGGAUUCGUUGUGGCACAUGAUCUCUGCUGCCGUUGCCUCGACCCAAAGUCUCGUCUCGGACUCGAGUGACCGAUUCGAUGGCCAGGAUAAGGACGACGGGCUUGUUCCGAGCGGGACAGGUACCGAUGCCGUCUGGUUUGAUCUCUUCGGCAGUGCAUUUGCCGUUUUCCGUGUGCAUACGCUUUUCGCGUUGUCGGUGACUCUGCUGAUCGUGGCGCCCUUGACGCUCCUAGUCACUAGCAUUGCUUUGUCCAAGGCUGAUAAGAUGUAUCUUUUCCGCUCAUUCGCACGGGUGGAUAUCAGCGACGAGACAAUAUCGCUUCGAGGGCUACGAGGCUUCUUCCGGUUUCCGUUUAUUUUUGCUAUCCCCACUGGUGUUACCGUGGGAUUGGCCUAUUUGGUCACCAAGAUCAAUCCCUUCAUUGUGCAUAGUAGUACUUACGCCGUGUGGAGUAUGAUGAUUUCUGCCUGGGUUUUCUUGGCAUGGUUUGUGUCCUGCGUUGCCGACUUUUCGCGGCCAUCGGCAUUCCACCGUGUGUACACCUGGACCUGGAUUUUCGUUUUGAGCUGGGCUUUCUUGGUCAUUGCUACUAUCUAUGAAAACGAACGUGGGCUCGCUGGUGGCUACUUUAUGCUUUUCUACUUUGCAGGCACCUUCCUGGCAACUUGGAUUUCCUACCUUGAGCUCUUCUCUCUUCCUACAAAGACAGAAUACAUCGGUUGCUCGACUCAGGGCUCUCGGCGACCCAGCGGCUUUGGUGCUUUAUCUGGUGACGAGAACCAGGACGAAGAUGAGGUUGAGGCAGCGACGGAAUCUACCUCCCUGCUCCGUAGUCAGCAGCGAACUACAUUCGCCAACUACGUCAACGUCGCUGGCCACACUGACGAGGAAGUGGAGGAAGGGGAGUAUGAUCCCAAUGUUUAUAGACACGAACAAACCUGGAGUGCCUCGCUGCCUCGCUGGACCUGGAUCCUGCAGUUGCUUCUCACAGUUCCUAUCAUUCUGACUCUGGUCGCCCCACUCAGCCUUUUUCUGACCAGCGCUCUUCACCAAACGGGUCAGGAUGGCAAUCCCUCGCUGUUUGUCUACAUGUCUAUCGCCAUUCUGACAACUGUGCUAUUCAUGCCGAUGCUGCCAUUUAUCCACCGCUAUACCUACCACAUCCCAAUCUUCUUGUUCUUUGUAUUACUUGGAACCCUCAUCUACAAUCUUGUCGCAUUCCCAUUCUCAGAUGCCAACCGCAUGAAAGUGUAUUUCUCACAGCAAGUCGACUUAGACCAAGGAAAUACAACCACCUAUCUGACUGGCGCGCUUCCCUUCGUGGAAGACGUCGUCCGAGGUCUUCCCAGCGCAGGAGGUCAAACGGAUUGCGUUUGGAAGGAGGCUCUAAGCCGUACACAGUGCUCUUGGACUGGCCCUGAGCCGCACGUCGUUUCAAGUGGUAAUGUCUCCUCUCCAUCCUCGGACUGGGUCUCCUUCACCACAGAGUCUACCGGACAUUCCUCCGUGCGCUUUGAGAUCUCAGGCCAGAAUACCCGCUCCUGUCGCAUCACGAUGGAUGGCCACCCCAUCACAAAUUUCAACGUCGUCGGUGGCUCUGCGCCCGACAAGCGAUUCCUCCACCCAUCUCAAGAUGGCAUCCAUGAAGUUCGUCUCUGGAGCCGUGAUUGGGAGAACAAGUGGACUGUGGAUGUUGAUUUCUCCAAGAACGAAGACACCACACUUAUCGCUGAGUCGGCUCCCAUCACAGGACGUGUUUCCUGUAUAUGGAGUGACAAUAACAGCCCCGGCCUUAUACCUGCCCUUGACGAGGUGAGGCAGUAUGCCCCCGCCUGGGCAACUGUGACCAAGUUGACUGAUGGCCUGGUCGAAGGAUAUCGGAAGUUUGAGCUGUAG
This is a messenger RNA of Penicillium odoratum, 2859 nucleotides long. RefSeq names its product M28 family metallopeptidase. The record is from RefSeq and is a predicted model, not a curated record. Gene Ontology annotation, molecular function: metalloexopeptidase activity. The transcript has a single exon. Bases 1 to 2859 code for a protein of 952 amino acids. Gene Ontology annotation, biological process: proteolysis. Lineage: Eukaryota; Fungi; Ascomycota; Eurotiomycetes; Eurotiales; Aspergillaceae.